Molecule: messenger RNA, 1764 nt
Organism: Penicillium pulvis
Lineage: Eukaryota; Fungi; Ascomycota; Eurotiomycetes; Eurotiales; Aspergillaceae
Product: bifunctional C97 family peptidase/thioredoxin family protein
Exons: 4
Coding region: 1-1764 (587 amino acids)
Biological process (GO): protein modification by small protein removal
Molecular function (GO): peptidase activity
Source: RefSeq, a predicted model, not a curated record
AUGGAUGUUGAGCUCUAUGUUUAUGACCUUUCCAAGGGUCUUGCGCGUAUGUACUCUGUGGCCCUGACAGGGACCCAGAUGGAUGCGAUCUACCAUACAUCCAUUGUGGUUGGUGGUAUGGAGUAUUAUUUUGGUCAAGGGAUCCAGACCGCCCUUCCUGGAAGCACCCACCAUGGACAGCCCAUGGAGAGGAUACAUCUCGGGUCCACAGAGCUCCCAACUGAUGUGAUAGAAGAGUAUCUUGGCUCCCUAGCCGAAAUUUACACUCCAGAGUCCUAUGAUCUAUUUCUUCACAACUGCAACAACUUUACCCAGGAUUUUGCCAUGUUCCUCGUGGGUAAAAGUAUUCCGGAGAAGAUUCGGAACCUGCCUAGCACUUUCUUGGAAACCCCAUUUGGGCAGAUGAUGAAGCCUCAGAUCGAGGCCGCAUUGAAAGGCGUUACCCAGGGCGGCGGUGCAGCCCCAAUUCCCGGGCCAAGCGCUGCACCGCCGGUUUCUCGACCUGCACCUGUAUCUCACGCGCCAUUUGGGAAGGUUCGCAUUGUCAGUAAUCUCGGCCAACUCGAGGGCGAGUUAGCGGCGGCGUCAAACUCCUGCGCAGUUAUCUUCUUCACCUCGUCCACGUGUCCGCCUUGCAAGAUGGUCUACCCGACGUACGAUGAGCUUGCAGAAGAGGCCGGUGAUAAGGCCAGGCUUAUCAAGGUCGACAUCGGGUCGGCUUAUGAUGUGAGCAUGAAGUACGGCGUGCGUGCAACGCCCACAUUCAUGACCUUUCUGAAAGGCCAGAAGCUCGAUGAGUGGUCCGGAGCCAACCCAGCAAAACUUCAAGGAAACGUGCGGAUGCUCUUCCAAAUGGCCAACCCAACCCACCCUCACAGACAGCUCCGAGUACCCAGUUUCGAACGACAAAUCAGCAAUUUCGUCAUGUACAAAAAGGUUCCACCACUAGACAGACUUGUGCAAAAGCUACCGGUGGAAUUUAAAGAUGCCGCAGGCAUUGCACCAGUCAUAGACUUCGUCAAGACCCGCCAUUCUUCGGAUAACAAAGCUCCUGCAGCAGAUACUAGAGUCCCAGACCUCCACGCCUUUGCUACCGCUUUGCAGUCGACAUACCCGAAGCUCCCAACUGACUGUCACUUUGCUGUCGUGGAUCUCGUCCGUCUCUUAUUCCUUGACCCACGCGUGAGUGGCUUUUUCGCCGAGGAGUCUCAGCACGCCACCCUACUUACUCUCCUCUCACCACUCACGGGUGAAGAGCUAUCAUCAUCUCCUUAUAAUCUCCGCAUUGUCGCCCUGCAGCUAGCCUGCAAUCUCUUCAGCACCGCUCUAUACCCCUACCAGCUCGCCUCAACUUCCUCACCCUUACGAGAAACCUGCCUUGCACUCGCCACCAAUUCUCUCCUAGACUUACAUGCAAACCUUCGUGUUGUAGCAGCCUCUUUUGCAUACAAUCUUGCUGCCUUCAACCACAAUGCCCGAUUUGAUGGCAAAGCAGACCCACUUCCUGAAGCUGAUCAGGUCGAAUUGCUCGCCUCUUUGUUGGAAGCUACUUCGCGCGAGGACCAAAGCCCGGAAGCUUUGCAUGGUCUGUUGUUUGCGCUUGGGCUGUUUGUUUAUGAGGCUGAUAUGGAUGGGGAGGUGAUUGAUCUUUGCCGAGCUAUGGGUGUUAAAGAAACUAUCGCUGCAAAGUCUAAGAUUGCGGCUUUACAGAAGGAACCUCUGCUUAAAGAGGUUGGGGAAGAGCUCUUUGGGAAAGGACUGUAG